Peronospora farinosa is the source of this 792-nucleotide messenger RNA. The record is from the annotation of a GenBank genome assembly. NCBI's taxonomy places the organism in Eukaryota, Oomycota, Peronosporomycetes, Peronosporales, Peronosporaceae.
AUGAUGCGGUUGGCGACUCACGCUCUAGCAGCACAAACGGCGCGACGUGCGGCGAUGGUGACUGAAUGCGCCAGGGGAGUAAUGGCACGACGACCCGCUGUGCUUUUUUCCACGAGUGAUGCGCCGUGUAAUGAGGCAGCGAAAGAGAUUGCGCUGCCCAGCCACAUCAAGUUUCGCAUGCCUGACCUGGACUUCAGGGAGGUUGGCAGUGGUGCGGCAGAAGCGACGCUCACCAAGUGGUACGUGCAGGAAGGCGUCGCCGUGAAGGACGGCACGCACAUGUGCGAGAUUGACACGCCGGAUCUGUCUUUCCAACUCGAGUCUGGCGACGAAGGAUAUAUUGCGCGACUGUUGGUAGGUGAAGGCGUCAAUAACAUUUCUCCGGGCAAACCGCUGGCCAUUAUUGUGCCCACGGAGGCGGAUGUAGACCAGUUUGUAAAGGUGCUCAAGGAGAAUCCGCACUGCAUCGAAGGCUAUGUCGAGCCGGCGUGUAUGAAUCGGGCUGUUGAAGCCGAGGUUGCGGUAACACCUACGGAGAACGCGGCGUCAAGCGACGUUUUGCGCAUGCUCAACAAGCUGCACAAGGAAGGACUUUUUGAAGACGAGAAGGCUCUCAAGGUACUGAAGUCGCUAGCUCGGAAGAACGAUGAGCAGCUGCUUACGACCUAUAAGGCCAGCUAUGAGAAUGGCGCACUGAAGAAAGCGGCGUUUGACAAGGCGUUUUUUGUGGAGAAUGCACUUGAACUUGCGGAAGAGGCAUCAGGAACAUCUACGAAACACAAUGCAAGCUAG